UUCAAUUUGAAGCCAGGCCAGUUUCUGCAUGACGCAGAUGUGUCGGAGCCUUUGACCAGUUUCACACGUCGUGUUUGUUCAAUGUCGGUUUACAGCCUAUUCUUCGAUUAUGCCACAGUUAUUUCCAAGGACAAUAAGGACUUAGCCACGGUGUGCGACCAACAUCCUACACUGAACCGACACCGAGAUAUCCGCUGCAUCGAUCACACACGAGUCAUAGUCCCGCAUCCGUCUGAGCCACACGACUACAUCAACGCCAAUUAUGUUGAUGGAUUUCGAGAGGAGAAAAAAUUUAUCCUAACGCAAUCACCUUUGGAGGAAACCGUGCAGUCUUUUUGGGCGAUGAUUUAUCAGGAAAAAGUUGUCGAAAUCGUAGCGCUAACACCACUGCAUCCAAAGAAGUCUUUCCUGUACAUUCCAACCAAACGAACUAUGCCUGUUACAUUCGGACCUUUUACGAUUCAGUUCUGCGGAUCGCAGAUAAUCCGUGAUGCUUACGAAGCUUCUAUACUCAAGUUGAAGAAGGAGAAAGAAAAGGAACGAAAAAUUCUUCAUAUAUGUUUCUUUUCGUGGCAAAACAUGGGCACGCCAACCAAGCCAACUGAACUGAUUUAUUUGGCGACCGAUAUAAAUUUCAAUCGCAAACUGUUCAUGGAAGAAGCGGAAAGAAGCGGCUGGCUGCAGGGCGCACAGUAUUGCUUGCAUUUGUUUCACAGUUAA
Gongylonema pulchrum is the source of this 720-nucleotide messenger RNA. Lineage: Eukaryota; Metazoa; Nematoda; Chromadorea; Rhabditida; Gongylonematidae. The record is from the annotation of a GenBank genome assembly.